Scophthalmus maximus (turbot) is the source of this 4372-nucleotide messenger RNA. RefSeq names its product DENN domain containing 11 (gene dennd11). The coding region runs from base 2 to 1552 and encodes 516 amino acids. NCBI's taxonomy places the organism in Eukaryota, Metazoa, Chordata, Actinopteri, Pleuronectiformes, Scophthalmidae. Gene Ontology annotation, cellular component: cytoplasm. The transcript is spliced from 9 exons. The record is from RefSeq and is a predicted model, not a curated record.
CAUGGUGAAGCAGUCGGACCGAGCCCCGCUGCUGGACUGGGAGGAGAUCCCACCGCCCGAGCCGAACCGGGCGGGCCCGCUGCCGCCGCCGCCGCUGCCGCGUUCGCAUUCGCAGCCGCCGCGGGAGAAGGAAGACGCCCCGGCGGGGAGAAGCUCGCAGCCAGCCGGGCCUGGUCCUGGUCCUGCCGGGCGGAGCUCGACGACAACAACCACCACCACCGCCGCCGCCGCCGCCAACCGCUGCGUCCCGCCCGGGAAGCGAGCGACAGCUGUCGUCGCCGGCUGCGGGGACGGAAGCCCGGCGCGCCCGCGGACCUACCUCCGCCCGGCGGCGGAGCCUCCCGGCGGCGCGGGCGGCCGCGUGCCCUUCCCCGGCCUGUCGGCCAGGGAUCAGUGGGAGGAGAAGGACCAGAUCGUGGCCGUGUUCGUGGUCACCUUUGACACGAGAUCAGGGAAUAUGGUCGAGUGGUGCCUGCCUCACGACGUCAACCUGGACGGAGUGGAAUUCAAGUCGAUGGCCAGCGGCUCCCAUCGGAUCACCAGUGACUUUAUAUAUUUCCGUAAAGGCCGUUACUUCGGGCUGGCCUGUUUCGCCAACAUGCCCGUGGAGAGUGAGCUGGAGAGAGGCGCGAGGAUGAAGUCCGUGGGAAUCCUGUCUCCGUCCUACACGCUGCUUUACCGCUACAUGCACUUCCUGGAGAACCAAGUCAGACACCAGUUGCAGUGUCCGGGCCAGUAUUCCCCACUGGAGGCCUUCUACGAGGACAAGAAGGCCGUCCUCCCGCCGACAGGAAAUGGCCUGGUCACUGCCUGUCCAACCUGGAGUGUUACCACCAUCAACCGCUGCAUGCACCCAGAAAUGAAGAUCACCCACCCGGCCGGCUGCAUGUCGCAGUUCAUCCAGUUUUUCGGCGAGCAGAUCAUGGUGCUGUGGAAGUUCGCCCUGCUGAGGAAACGUCUCCUCAUCUUCUCCCCGCCGCCCAUAGGUGUGGUCUGCUACAGGGUGUAUUGCUGUUGCAGCCUGGCCAACGUGUCUCUGCCCGGAAUCGGCGUCUCUGUGCCCGAACUACGGCCUUUCUUCUACAUCAACGUCGCCGACAUCCCCACCCUGGAGACGGAGAUGUCGUAUGUGGCCUGUACCACAGAGAAGAUUUUCGAGGAGAAGAAGGAGCUGUACGACGUCUACAUCGAUAACCAGAAUGUGAAAACGCACAGAGGCCACUUGCAGCCGCUGCUCCGGCUGAAUGCGGCGGAUAAGGAGAAGUACAGGAAGCUGAGUGAACAGAGGCAAUUGUUGCUGUACUCUCAGGAGGUGGACGGAGACUGCACGUCAAACGAAGAGGAUCUUUUCAUCCUGUUCUUCAUGGAGCUGAACAACCGCAUCUUCCAGACACUGACCGAGUUGGCGGCGAGCGCCGAUCCCAUCCUGACCGCCGAGCACGUGAGAGCCAUGGGGCUGGAUCCCCAGGGCGACCGCACCUUCCUGGUCGACCUGCUGGAGGUGUACGGCAUCGACGUCACCCUGGUCAUAGACAACCUCUGUUGUUCCUGAGGCUCCUCCCCCUCACUCACUCACUCACUCAGCCUGGUAAAACUCAGGAUGUCACUGGAUUAUUUGUGCCUUCAAGGCCCACACACACACAAACACAUACACACACACACACACACACACUGAAGACACUGCCUCCACCCCUGGGGCGUCAUCUGUUGCCUGCUGUACCCUCCUGGGUGUGUGUUUCCCCCCCGUGUGUGUCUCACCUGACCUGUGGAGACUGUUUCCGGCCGGCUGUGGAUCAUAAAGACACUAAACGUCGGUGCACUGGUCCACAGUGGCUGCCUGCGCACCCUUAUAACCACAUCUUACAUCACUCCGUACCGUGCGGGUCUAAAUACCUUUUCAUUUGGGAAUUAUAGCGUCCGUGAUGUGCGACAGAACUCAACGACUUCCCGGACAUCUGCUGUAAUAACCGUAACCUAGGUGUUAGAAAUACGUGUCUUUGCUCUUGUGACGCUACUGUUUGGAGUCAGAAAAACAAUGAAAGCUUUUUGACCACUUUAUUUGCCUUUAAAAAAAGAAAGCAAUAUGAAUCUGUGUCGGCUGAAAGUAUCCGCCUUUUUUCAUAUAUAUAUAUAUACAUAUAUAUUCAGCCACACAAUCGUAUGCUUACUUUUUCUUUCACGACUGAAAGGGAGAGGUGAAUUUAAACUGAAAUAUGCUGAGAGUGAUGUCCUCUUUCCUUUUUUUUAUUAAGGGUUGAUUAUUCUGAAGGGACAAGCUGCUUCGUUCACCUUUUUAUGCACCUUCAACACGAGGUAGAUCUGAAAGUGUCUCUGUUUGAUCGGUGAUGUGAGGAGGGGGUGGGGGGCGGGGGGGCAUACUGGGAAUGUUUUGUCAUGUUGUGCGACUAAUUUGUCGAAAUUGACAAAAGGGAUAAUUAACGAAUGUGACUCGAUAUAACACUAACUCGUUGUCAAUGCUGCACCUUGUCCACCAGUUGGACAACUUCCUGAUGCACACAGUGAUCAUGCCUAACUAUGAUGUUUUUUUGUUUUUAAUGCUAUGUUACAGUCUGAGCCAGCAAUUUGUCGUGUGUGUGUGUGUGUGUGUGUGUGUGUGUGUGUGUGUGUGUGUGUGUGUGUGUGUGUGUGUGUGUGUGUGUGUGUGUGUGUGUGUGUGUGUGUGUGUGUGUGUGUGUGUGUGUGUGUGUGUGUGUGUGUGUGUGUGUGUGUGUGUGUGUGUGUGUGUGUGUGUGUGUGGUUCGUCAGCGGAAGCUCAAACAGGAUCCUGUUGAAUGAAGAGUCCUUGAUGGAGCAGUUUGUAGUUCACUUGUUUAUUCAGCCUCACAGAGCUCCUCUCCCGUUGUCUGUGUCUGUGACAAAGAACCCUUUAUGUUUUUUUUUUGUUUGUGGCGAUCUGAUAAUGACAUGUUCAGCUGGAGCUUUAACUCCCCCCCCCUCCGUCUGUCCCAGCUGAGGGUUUCCCUCGAUUCUUUUCAACACAGUCCCAUUCAGAGGAUCCAGCUCCAGGGAGAUGGGGCCAACUAUGUCUUUUGAAUGCUGCUGCUGGCAGAACCGGUUCACUUCAUCCGUCACAUCGCCAGUCGGAGCGAUAAUUUGUUCCACAUUGGAACACGUGAGGCUGAAGUUUGGAGUAGUGGUCCUCAACCUUUCUAAUGGGCUCCCCGAUGCAAGGCUUAAACACCAAGUCGUUUUAAAAAACCUCCACCACAGAGGUUAUGUUUUGGCCCCCUUUGUUUGUUUGUUUGUUCGGCAGCAUUACGUUAAAAAAAUGAAUUAUGACAAAACUUGGUGGAAGGAUGGGACAGGGGCUACUUCCUUAACAUUGCAAUAUCAGAUGUUUGUUUUGUUUUUUAACCUUUUCACUUAUUUCCCAGCAAAUAAUUCAUGGAUCUUGAUUUAAAAAAAAAAAAAAAAUCUGGCAUAUUUAGGGGACUGAUAUCUAAGAGUUUGUGCAAUGUUUUUGGGUGCGGCUUGAUUUGAAUUUAAAGGUAGACUGUGGGGCCCUGGCGAAAGUACGUGCACUCAAACUUUGUCACCCUCUUUCUGGACAAAUUGUUAUUGGCACCGUGUGAAAGUCCACAGGCAGCCGCUGGAAACCACAGUCAGUUUCCUUGUAUGCACAAACAUACAAAGCCAACUCUGAUUCUGAUAAUUCUCUAGUAAACACUGAGUUUCCCAAUAUUCUGUUUUUUUUAAUUGUCACAUUCCAAACAGGCUCCUUUGUGUAAGUUGUGCUUCUUUCUGAGUUGGUUUAAAAAAAAAAAAAAAGUGCAUUAAGUGUUGAACAUGAAAGAAAAGGGCACUUGAUCUUUGUUGUUUGAACGGGGCCUUAAGGAAAUGACUCGUUACUGUUUGUACGUCAGCGUUAUUUGCUAAAAGAUUAAGUUCACUGAUCUGAGCACGUCUGAAUGACCUUUCUGUCUCCAGUGAAACCUUCUGACUCGGGUUUCUCGCCUCUGACUGUGUUUGCUUUACAGGUGUAUGUUCAAAUGUACAAGGGAAUGUACCCGGCACACACACACCACUGUAUAAAAUCCUUCUUUGUGUCGUUCAGAGCUAAAUGAAUCGUUUGUACAGCGUGUCACACACUACUGAUUGUCGAAGACAGCAAACGUAUUGCACACGUGCAGCGGCACAUCCAAAAUAUAGUGUAACUUGUCUUCUUCUCGAUUGUGACGUAACUCCAGAUUAUUCACCGAAUAACAUCGAAGUCUUACCUUGACUAACGUGAAACACUGUAAGAGAUGUCGGUGAUGUACUCACAUGAACUCAAUAGCAUGAGCAACUGUUCAUUUCACUGUGCUGCCACUGUAAAACAAUAAAACACUGAUACUGGUUAAGUGCUAUCUAA